UAAUAUGUAGAGUCACGGCCAGGAAAGAUAACAGAUCUUCAUUCCAGACUUUUACAAAAGUACAGCUAAGACCAUUGAAAUGGCCGCAGCCGAAGGCAAGACGAAGAAAUUUCCCAGAAUUAAAUGUGUACGGGCAUACAUCUCGGAGUCUAAACCCGAGGACCAAGGCGCAGACUGUCAUGAUGUAGAAGAUACCCACUGGAUCAAUGGCUACCCCACCCCUAUCGCAAACCCAAUGUCUGGAUACGAACAAUACGCAGCCACUAGGAAGUCCUGGGGCAUCAACGCUCUGGGAACAUUGGUGGUGGAGGUGGAGGCAGAUGACGGGACAUGUGGAGUUGGUGUCACCAUUGGCGGCGUCCCUGGCUGUUUUAUCGUGGAGAAACAUCUCAGCAGGUUCGUGGAGGGACAGGAUCCUCGGGACGUGGAGCUGAUGUGGGACCAAAUGUUCCGGGCAACUCUGAACUACGGACGGAAGGGUUUGCCUAUUCAGUGCAUCAGUGCAAUUGACCUAGCGCUUUGGGAUCUAUUAGGAAAACUGAGAAAUGAGCCAGUCUAUGCUCUACUUGGCGGGAAAACGAAGCAACGUUUGCCAGUGUAUUCCACAACAGCUCGUCCGGAUAUAGCCAAGCAGUUAGGGUUUGUUGGCGCUAAAAUUCCUUGUGCUUACGGACCUGCUGAUGGAGAAGUUGGACUGAGAAAGAACGUCGAGAUAUUCAAAAAGUGGCGCGAAACUGUAGGUCCGGAAUUCCCGCUGAUGUUGGACUGUUACAUGGCUCUGACUGUGCCGUAUACCGUGAAACUAGCUAAAGCACUUGAACCCUACGGACUGAAGUGGAUCGAAGAGUUCUUACCUCCUGAUAGUUACGAAGGUUACAAGGAGGUCCGGGAAGCUUUGCGUGGUUCUACAGUUUUAUUAACGACAGCAGAACACGAGUACAGCCGAUACGGAUACCAGCUGCUUCUCAAUUCCAAAUGUGUGGACAUUCUCCAACCAGAUAUCUCGUGGCUCGGUGGAAUCACCGAGGCACGUCGAAUCGUCGCCAUGGCAUCGGCCCAUGACGUAUUGGUCGUUCCCCAUGGAUCCAGUAUUUAUUCCUACCACUUGCAGUAUGCUUUUCGGAAUUGUCCUCUGGCAGAAUUCAUCAAUCUCAGUCCUAAAGCAGAUAAGAUAGUGCCGUAUUUUGGCGGACUGUUUCCAGACGAACCUUUACCAGCCGACGGUUUUAUCGACCUGCCGGAUCGCCCAGGGUUUGGCGUGACCUUGUGCAAAGACACACUACGUCGACCAUUCGUGCGCUCAAAUGAGGAGUCCAGAGUGCAAGCACUCAAGAAUGCUACAUUCAAGUCUUCAGAGAAACCUCGCAUGCCAUUUUAACAAUUCGCCAUUUUUGUUGGGUUACCUUGUGCAAAACAUCCAAUGCUAUAAAAUAAAUGUUGAUAUUACA
This is a messenger RNA of Ostrea edulis (European flat oyster), 1448 nucleotides long. RefSeq names its product L-rhamnonate dehydratase-like. Gene Ontology annotation, biological process: carbohydrate catabolic process. The record is from RefSeq and is a predicted model, not a curated record. The transcript has a single exon. Bases 80 to 1378 code for a protein of 432 amino acids. Gene Ontology annotation, molecular function: hydro-lyase activity; magnesium ion binding. NCBI's taxonomy places the organism in Eukaryota, Metazoa, Mollusca, Bivalvia, Ostreida, Ostreidae.